Molecule: messenger RNA, 298 nt
Organism: Staurois parvus
Lineage: Eukaryota; Metazoa; Chordata; Amphibia; Anura; Ranidae
Source: the annotation of a GenBank genome assembly
AUGGUCAGAGAUUGCAGCUAUAAUACAGGAGAUGGUCAGCGACUGCAAACAUAAUACAGGAGAUGGUCAGAGACUGCAGACCUACUAUAGGAGAUGGUCAGAGACUGAAGACCUACUACAGGAGAUGGUCAGAGACUGCAGACUUACUAUAGGAGAUGGUCAGAGACUGCGGACCUACUACAGGAGACAAUUAGAGACUGUGGACAAGAAACAAGAGGCAGUCAGAGACUGCAGACAGGAUACAGGAGAUGGUCAGAGACUGCGGGCAUUCUACAGGAGACAAUCAGAAACUGCGGAC